Messenger RNA from Perca fluviatilis (European perch), 2739 nucleotides. It is a transcript of the gene noc3l, whose product is annotated as NOC3-like DNA replication regulator. The record is from RefSeq and is a predicted model, not a curated record. The coding region runs from base 177 to 2531 and encodes 784 amino acids. The transcript is spliced from 20 exons. Lineage: Eukaryota; Metazoa; Chordata; Actinopteri; Perciformes; Percidae. Gene Ontology annotation, biological process: DNA replication initiation. Gene Ontology annotation, molecular function: chromatin binding. Gene Ontology annotation, cellular component: nucleolus.
GUAUGUAUGAGUGUUUCCGGGUCGUGUGUGUGACCCCGGGUCUCCAGUCAACACGCGUGUAGCAACAAACUGCUCCUUUUCCACCAGAGCACCCCGAUAAUCCUCCUCACACACACCCGGGAGGGUCGAACAAACUCCGGACUAACUUCGCGCAGUGAGACCGAGUUUCUGCAGCCAUGGGUCCGCCGCGCUCUAAGAAGCGCCGCCCGACCUUCCGGCGCCUGCUGAAGACGAGCGGGGUUAAGCUGGAGAACAAGCUGAAGAACCGGACGCUGAAGCAGCAGAACGUCGCCAAGAAGCAGCGCAAAGAGCACAAGAAGCUCCGCGCCGCGGUGAAGGACGCCGCCAUCAGGACGCCACGCCCGCUGGAGACGUACCGCAACAGGCCUGAGGAAGAGAAAGAAGAGGAGUUUUUGGAGACUCUGCCGACAGACAUGAUGGAGGAAGACGACGUGCAGCAGAUGACCGCCAUGGCUCGCCAGGCGUCCUUCAUCACCAGAGACCUGUCGGCAUGUGGCCCGGUGCAUGGUGGGAAGAAGCGGAGCUCUGACGCUGUUCGGAGUUACGAGAAAGUUCCCAGAAAGAUGGUUCGGACGGAGGAGAAGGAGGUGAUCCACCUGCUGCCCAUCAAGGACCAGAGAGGGGUGGUCCCACAGAGCUUUGAGAGAGUUAUCGAAAAGCAGCCUGAGGAAGAAGAGGAGGAGGAAGAAGAGGAAGAGGCAGCGGAGGAACCGGAGCAGUCUGAAAACGAGAUGGUGUCUCUAACAGCUGAGCAGAGAGAGACUCUCAGAGUUCAGAAGAUCAACGACAGGAAGCUCCUCAUCGCCAGUCUGGGAUCAGCUGUCGUCUCUGACCCGUACAGAAACAUAAAGCGAGUGAAGGAGCUGCGAGGGAUGCUGAUGGAGUCUGACCCCAGCGUGGCUGUGACCGUCAGGAAGCUGGUGAUGGUUUCUCUGAUGGAGAUCUUUAAAGACAUCGCCCCCACCUACAGGAUACGACCUCUGACCCCCGAGGAGAAGGCUGCCAAGGUGAAGAAAGAGACUCAGCAGAUCAGAGAGUUUGAAGAAGGUUUGGUCAGUCAGUACAAGUUCUACCUGGAGGACCUGGAGCAGACCAUCAAAGACUGGAAGCAGCAGAAGAAGAAGCGGCGCCAGGCGGUAGGGUUCGAGUCCUACCGAGGCCUGGCCCAGGUCUCGGUGCGCUGCCUGUGCUCUCUGCUGCUCGCCCUGCCGCACUUCAACUUCCACAACAACAUCGUGGUGGUCCUGGUCCCGCUGAUGAACGACCCCGACAAGCAGGUGUCGCAAAUGUGCUGCGAUGCGUUCAGGAACCUGUUCCAGCAGGACAAAGAGGGCGGGGCUUCCCUGGCCACGGUGCGCGUCAUCUCCGGCCUCGUCAAGAGACACAACUACAACGUCAGGCCUGAGCUGCUGCGGACGCUGCUGAGUCUGCGGAUAAAGGAGGUGCAGAUGAAGAAGGACAUGGAGGACACGGCACCAAAGAAGAAGUUCAUGAACAACAAAGAGAAGAGGAAGAACCUGUCCAGGAUGCAGAGGAAGUGGAAGAAGGCUGAGGAGAAGUUGGAGAAGGAGCUGCUGGAGGCUGAAGCCUCGGAGAGUAAAGAGAAGAAGAUCAAACUGCACACGGACACGUUGAACAUCGUGUUCCUCGUCUACUUCAGGAUCCUCAAGAAAUCUCAGAAAUCUGUUCUUCUUCCUGCUGUUCUGGAGGGACUCGCCAAUUUUGCCCACCUGAUCAACUUGGAGUUCUUCGACGACCUGCUCAACGUGCUGCAGAAUCUUAUCCAAUCAGGAGAUCUGACCAAUCGGGAGAGUCUCCACUGCAUCCAGACCGUCUUCACCAUCCUAUCAGGACAAGGUGGGGGGUGUGUGUGGCUACGCAAGAACAUCAUCAUCGUUGCGCCUGGACCCAUCGUGACGCUGCGCAGGGAAGCAGGUGACGCUGCACGCAUGGCCGCCGCCGCGAGCAGCAGUCAGCGUGCCCAACGACGGGCAUGCACGCCGCCAGCAGACCGGAUCUGUCUGUCCCUGUGUGUGUGUGUGUGUGUGUGUGUGUGUGUGUGUGUGUGUGUGUACCAGGCCUUCCCUAAGUGUGACCUCCUAUUGGAUAAUGAGGUCCAGGGGAGUGGCUUCUACCUGCCUGAGCUCGAUGAGCCUGAACACUGCAACGCCCAGAACACAGCGCUGUGGGAGCUGCACACACUGCAGAGACAUUACCACCCGGUGGUACGGCGGUUGGCGCUCCACCUGAGUCACGGCGCUCCAAGCGAAGGAUCGGCAGCGCUUGGCGCCGCACUGAGCCGCAAGUCUCCAGCGGAGCUGUUUAACGCCUACAGCGUCCGAGACAUGACCUUUAACCCUCCUGUAGCUCCGCCCGGCAGCAAGAAGAAGGACCGUUUUGUGUUCGGAGCGACGCUGCUGGACGCUGAGCUGCAGGGACAAGUCGACAACGCCAUGGCGACCGCUGCCGUCGCCACGGAGACACAGCUGGACUUUACUGCAGCACACUGACACACAGCCAGACACAACACACACGCACCACACAGAGACAGAGAGACACACACACACACAGCUGGAUCAUCUGUUAAUCAAGACAUUGCCUUCAAAAUAAAAGCCUAAAUGUCUGUAUGUGUGUAAAGGAAGAGGAAGUGGGCGGUUUGUUUCUAAAUAAUCUCUCAGUGACUUCUUCAUCUAAAUAAAAGUUUUUAUUGCAACAAAA